AUGGAAGUUUGUAAAGGUCGUUUACUUGGUAUCUCAGUCGCUGUUGCUCAUGGAUUUUUCUCGGGAUCAUUGAACAUUUUACUAAAAUUUCUCAUCACGACUUAUAACUUCAACUACCUCACUCUCAUCCAGUGCCUCACCAGCACGCUGGCAGCGGUUACACUGGAGAUACUGAGGAGACUGGGCAAAGUAGACAUACCUCCUUUCAGCCUUCAACUAGCCAAAGUCUUCGGAGGUGUUUGUAUUCUGUCCACAUUACAGUCCACUCUAACACUAUGGUCUCUCAGAGGACUGAGUCUACCCAUGUAUGUGGUUUUUAAACGGUGUCUACCGUUGGUCACCCUAGGCAUCGGCGUGUGCGUUCUGAAGAACGGUAUCCCGUCUGUGGGGGUCAUAACGGCGGUGCUCAUCACUACUGGAGGAGCAGCUUUAGCUGGGUCUGGUGACGUGACGGGUGACACAUUUGGCUACGUGACGGGCGUCCUGGCUGUGAUCAUCCACGCCUCCUACCUGGUCUUGAUCCAGAAGACCAGCACAGACAGUGAAUAUGGCCCCCUCACGGCCCAGUACUCCAUCGCCAUCAUGGCCUCCCCAGUUCUCUUAAUCUGCUCCAUUGUCAGCAUGGACUCCAUCAACAUGUGGAGCUACACGGGCUGGAGUAACCCCUUCAUCUCAGGCAUCUUCUCCCUCUGCAUAGUCAUCGGCUGUGCCAUGAACUUCACCACGCUGCAAUGCACCUACAUCAACUCGGCCGUCACCACCAGCUUCGUGGGAGUGGUGAAGAGCAUCGCCACCAUCACAGUGGGCAUGGUGGCCUUCAGCGACGUGGAGCCCACCAGCCUGUUUGUUGCCGGCGUUGUGGUCAACACUGUGGGCUCCAUCACCUACUGCAUCGUCAAGUACUUUGAGACCAGGAGGAAGACCCUCUACCAGGACCUGGAGGAGCAAAGCAAGGACGAGAUUCUGCCUGGACAAACUUACAUUGAGAAGAAGCCUCCCAACGGAGUCCCCACACAGGACCACCUCCUCAAUGAUCAGAGCCUCAGUGACUACCCACUUCCAGACACCAGCAACAGCAUGGAGUCUGUAGAACUCCAGAGAGAGGCCUUUCAUAACGAGAACCGGGCCAACCAGGCCAACCAGUCUGUGAGUGAAAGUUAUCUAAGGGUGUGGAGGUCCAUCCGUAACAUGCAGUUCUUGAACAAAGACACCUUAAUAGAUAAUAUGGAGGUGCAGAGCCCUUAA
This is a messenger RNA of Salvelinus namaycush (lake trout), 1245 nucleotides long. Its product is annotated as solute carrier family 35 member D3-like. Gene Ontology annotation, molecular function: antiporter activity. The transcript is spliced from 2 exons. Lineage: Eukaryota; Metazoa; Chordata; Actinopteri; Salmoniformes; Salmonidae. Gene Ontology annotation, cellular component: Golgi apparatus. The record is from RefSeq and is a predicted model, not a curated record. Bases 1 to 1245 code for a protein of 414 amino acids.